GUGCAGGAAGCAUGAAGGCCGUGAUUUUUGUCCUAUCUGUCUUGGGAACAGCAGCUGCAAUCCCGACAAAUGCACGGUUCUUAUCUGACCAUUCCAACCCAACUGCUGAAACACUGGGAACACCUGACAAUACUGAAAUCCCCAUUUUAAGGGUUGAAGAUGCAGAAAACGAAAAGGAAACUGCCUUAUCCAUGGAAGACCAGCCCACCCAUAAGGCUGAAAUAUCUUCCAUGCUAUCAUCAGGAGAGGAAAACCAUGAGCAGUUAGCAGAACAGGACAAGAGUUACAGCCAAGAGCAGGGAUUGAAGGAGCAAAAGGAUAGUGAUGGGGACCUAAGUGUGAACUUAGAAUACACACCCACAGAAGGUACUUCGGACCUAAGAGAGGACAAGAGUCCACGUGAAAAGGAAGAACUCCCAGAGAAUACUGAUUUCCUUGCUUCUGACGUUAGUUCUUUGGUGGAUCCAAACCAGCAAGAAAACAUUGCGAAGGGAGAGGAAAACCAAGAACAACCGAUAAACCACGCGCAUCAUCAGUUAGACAGGAGCAGUGAACAUAGCCAAGACUUAAGAGAUCAAGGAACCCAACAGCAGGACCCAAAUAUUCCCAAUGGAGAAGAGGAGGAGGAAAAAGAGCCAGUCGAAGUUGGUACCAAUGAUGAGAACCAAGAAAUGGAAAAAGAAUUGCCCAAGGAGCAAGAGGAAGCUGAUACCCAACCUGAUGAUGUUGUGGAAGAGUCCAAUCAACCAACUCAAGUGAGUAAGAUGCAGAAGGAUGAGUUUGGGCACGGUAGCCAAGACCAAGAAGAGGAUACCGUCGAUGCAGAAAUGGAAGAGGAAAAUGCAUCGGAUAUCCAUAAGCACAUUCCAGAGGCUGAAGGGCAGAGCCAGGAGGAAAAAACUAGCCUUGAAGUUACCAACAGCCACAAGGAGAUGGAUAAGAAGACAGAUUCUGAGACUUUGCGCACAGAACCUACUGAUGAUGGCAACAUCAUGCCCAGAAAUCAUGGGACCGAAGACAAUGUGGGUGAUGACAGCCCCAGGCACAGUGAAAGUGAUGACGAUGUCAUCCCAAGCCAGGACUUUCUAGAGAGUGAAAGAGCUCAGUCCAUUAACUAUCACAUCAAAGAUGAGGAGCAAAGAGAACAAGCACAGGAGAGUGAAAGUGCGGAUACCAGUGACCCUGGGCACUACCAAGGGGCCAAGAAAGCAGAAAGUUCAUCAAAUGAAGAAACUGCAAGUGAAGGCAGCACGCAGCUCCACGGUGUUGACUCUUGCAUGAACUUCCAGUGUAAAAGGGGACACACCUGUAAGGCGGACCCACAGGGAAGACCUCACUGUGUUUGCCAAGACCCUGUGACCUGUCCUCCGACGAAACUCCUUGAUCAAGUUUGUGGCACUGACAAUCAGACCUAUGCCAGUUCCUGCCAUCUGUUUGCUACUAAGUGCAGACUGGAGGGUACCAAAAAGGGCCACCAACUGCAGCUGGAUUAUUUUGGAGCCUGCAAAUCUAUUCCUGUUUGUACGGACUUUGAAGUGACUCAGUUUCCUCUACGGAUGAGAGACUGGCUCAAGAAUAUCCUCAUGCAACUUUAUGAACCUAACCCCGAACACUCUGGCUAUCUAAAUGAGAAACAGAGAAAUAAAGUCAAAAAAAUCUACCUGGAUGAAAAGAGACUCUUGGCUGGGGACCAUCCCAUUGACCUUCUCCUGAGGGACUUUAAGAAAAACUACCACAUGUAUGUGUAUCCUGUGCACUGGCAAUUUAGUGAACUCGACCAACACCCUAUGGACAGAGUCUUGACGCAUUCUGAGCUGGCUCCUCUGCGAGCGUCUCUGGUGCCCUUGGAGCACUGCAUAACCCGCUUCUUUGAGGAGUGUGACCCCAACAAGGACAAGCACAUCACCUUGAAGGAGUGGGGUCACUGCUUCGGAAUUAAAGAAGAAGACAUAGAUGAAAAUCUCCUGUUUUGAAUUGAUUCGAAAAAACUCAAUCUUUCCAGCAUCCUAUUCUGUCCUAACCACUUCUGAAACACAAGCUGCUGUGAUACUUUUAGAUUUAUAUGUAGCAAAAUGUUUGCAUGUGUAAGAAAACAAUGAGAGUAGUUGCUAGAUA
This is a messenger RNA of Tupaia belangeri chinensis (Chinese tree shrew), 2115 nucleotides long. RefSeq names its product SPARC like 1 (gene SPARCL1). The transcript is spliced from 10 exons. The coding region runs from base 12 to 1973 and encodes 653 amino acids. The record is from RefSeq and is a predicted model, not a curated record. Gene Ontology annotation, biological process: signal transduction; anatomical structure development. Lineage: Eukaryota; Metazoa; Chordata; Mammalia; Scandentia; Tupaiidae. Gene Ontology annotation, molecular function: collagen binding; extracellular matrix binding; calcium ion binding.